Haplochromis burtoni (Burton's mouthbrooder) is the source of this 8171-nucleotide messenger RNA. It is a transcript of the gene chrm2a, whose product is annotated as cholinergic receptor, muscarinic 2a. Gene Ontology annotation, biological process: adenylate cyclase-activating adrenergic receptor signaling pathway; regulation of heart contraction. Gene Ontology annotation, cellular component: plasma membrane. The transcript is spliced from 3 exons. Bases 1126 to 2634 code for a protein of 502 amino acids. Gene Ontology annotation, molecular function: G protein-coupled acetylcholine receptor activity. NCBI's taxonomy places the organism in Eukaryota, Metazoa, Chordata, Actinopteri, Cichliformes, Cichlidae. The record is from RefSeq and is a predicted model, not a curated record.
CUGACUGAAUAUUGGCCCCUUUAUGAUCAAUAGUCUGUGAUUUCUGAGAGGAACCAAAGGAUUCGAUAUUUUAUCUGAAGCUGUCAGACAAGAAGCGCUUGUUCUUUCAGUAAAGGGAGUUUAUUAAGCUGUCUUGCUCAAGGACAGUCCGAAAGGAGGAACUAGUUGUGGUCAGGAGUUGAACCUUGGACUUUUUUUCUUUCUUUCUUUCUUUUUUUUUAGUAUGGGACUAUCUAUCUAUAUCCGCCAGGUUGCUCACACAGCCACAUCAACACCUGCAUAUACAUUCAAUAUGUGGAAACUCGAUUGUCACGGUGCUACUCCGAGUGGGGUUUAUUCUGUUUUCAAACAUUUCAGCGCUGUUUUGGUUUCAUCGAGUGGCAAAAGUACAUAACUCCUGUUUCACGUUAUUCAGCUCAGAGAAAACAUCCCGAUCCUCGGUGACUAUUGAAAAAUAUUUUUACACCUUAUAUUCGAACUAGAAAGAGCCCGUCUAAUAUCUACUGCUUUGGAAGCUAUGCGCAAUGAACACAAAGACAUUUCAACAGCUCCCUGUGCCAACAUCGGUGUCUUUGCGCAUCUUAGAUGGAGCAAGGGGAACUUUGUGGUUCUGAUAUACUUUUUUUUUGACAACCCCAGAAGCGGAAACAAUUUCAGAGUCAUGGACCGCUAUACCUUAUUAAUUUUGUCAGUAUUAAACGAUCACACGACCAUUGCGCGCAUUUUUUUUUAUCAAGUAUUCAAGACGUUAAAGCCUCAUUUCACCGGACAUUACUAAUUCCAGCAAUCUGUUUGUGGAUCAUUUCUAAAAGGAAGAGCCAAUUGACUUACUCGAACCAUAAUGUGUGCUUAAAGGACUCCAGUGUGACUUGGAUAAAAGCGCUCCGCAUCGUUUCAUUCAAGUCUGGAUAAAAUUGCUGGUCUAAUUUCUGCAGUAGGACGCAAAUAAUUCCCAAUGUGGCCAUGGCUAUUAACCAUCAAGCUGGAGCCUGAUCAACCAAGCUUCUCUGGUGCUACACUAAAUGGACACUCAGAAUAUGUCAACCGAGCACGAGAAAGCCCAACGGACUGCUUAACACUUGCUGUUCCAUCUGAGUAGGAGGUGGCAACAAAAGACCAAAUGCCAUGGAUGCAUUCAAUUUCACAUAUUGGAAUGCCUCUGAAGGCAAUGACACAGAAGUUGUGGAAGAGAGCGAAAGCGCCUACAAGACUGUGGAGGUGGUGUUCAUCGUGUUGGUGGCUGGUUCCCUCAGUUUGGUUACAGUUAUUGGAAAUAUCCUAGUCAUGCUUUCCAUCAAAGUUAAUAGGAACUUACAAACUGUCAACAACUACUUUUUAUUCAGCCUUGCAUGUGCUGAUCUCAUUAUUGGACUGUGCUCGAUGAACUUGUACACAGUCUACAUAGUGAUUGGCUACUGGCCCCUGGGGCCAGUGGUGUGUGACUUGUGGUUAGCAUUGGACUAUGUUGUCAGCAAUGCAUCUGUCAUGAAUCUUCUCAUCAUAAGCUUUGAUAGAUACUUCUGUGUCACCAAGCCCCUCACCUACCCUGUCAAAAGGACCACCAAAAUGGCAGGAAUGAUGAUUGCGGCUGCCUGGGUCCUGUCUUUCAUCCUAUGGGCGCCCGCUAUUCUCUUCUGGCAGUUCAUUGUGGGUGGACGGACAGUGCCUGAGAAGGAGUGCUAUAUCCAGUUCUUUUCCAAUGCUGCCGUUACUUUUGGCACAGCCAUUGCCGCCUUUUACCUACCUGUCAUCAUCAUGAUUCAGCUCUACUGGCAGAUCUCAAGAGCAAGCAAGAGCCGUGUGAAGAAGGACAACCGGAAGCCAUCCGGAGCAAUCCCUGAAUCUAUCUCACCAGGCCAGAGGAGAAACAACACUCCAAAAUCUAACAACAACAAUGUACCAGGGGAAGAUGCGGGGCAUUCGCAAAGCCAGAAUGCUGCUGAUGGGGCAAACCAGCAUGACGGAAAACUCCAGAAUGGCAAAGGGCCUUCCUCAACCACUGCUGAGGGAGAAACUGAAGGUGAUGAUGCAGCAAGGGAGAACUGUACUCCUGGAGAGGAAAAGGAAAGCUCCAAUGACUCAACAUCUGGCAGUGUGGCUGCUUCCAAUCAGAAGGAUGAGGAACCAGCACCAUCCACAGCCAACUCCAGUCUUGAGACAAACCAGCCAAUCACACGUCAGCGAGCCAAAGCAGGGGGCUCCAAGCUGACAUGCAUUAAGAUCAAGACUAAAUCGCCCAAAGGUGACUGCUACACACCAUCUAAUGCCACUGUUGAGAUUGUCCCAACCUCAGAGCGGCAGAACCAUGUGGCUCGGAAGAUUGUGAAGAUGACUAAGCAACCUCCAAACAAGAAGAAGAAAGCAGCACCGUCACGGGAGAAAAAAGUUACCCGCACCAUAAUGGCCAUCCUGGUAGCGUUUGUUGCCACUUGGACUCCUUACAACGUGAUGGUGCUUAUUAACACGUUUUGCUCUAGCUGUAUCCCCAACACAGUAUGGACUAUUGGUUACUGGCUAUGCUAUAUCAACAGCACCAUUAAUCCGGCCUGCUACGCCCUGUGCAAUGUCACAUUUAAAAAGACAUUCAAACAUCUUCUUCUCUGCCAAUAUAAGAAUAUUAGGUCAGCCAGAUAAACACAGAUCGCUUGGCAGGAACCACAGAUGGAUGAGUCGUGUGUCUAUGAUUGUGUGUUUGUGUGUGUCAUCCAUGAACAUGUGUAUCUGUGCCUAUGAAAGAGGUUUGUAAGCAUCAUAAAGACUGCAAGAGUACCUUUGCCAUCAUUCAGCCAUUAGUUUUCCAAAUUCUCUCAAUAACCGGUUGUAGCACUUUACACAAAUUCAACUGAAGCCAGUUGCAUUGAGAUAUGUUUGCAGAAACAGUGUAGAUAAGAAAGGUUGUGAGGUAAACAAAAAAGGGUUACUGAAUGCCUAAAAAAGAAAAGGGGGUGUAAAGCAGGGGAAAGGAAGUGAGACUGAUCCGAUGAAAAAUGAACAAAGGUAAAGAGCAGAGGAAUAUCUCUGCUGUAAGAAAACACAAGAAAUCUUCAAAAUGGGAAAAUAGGGCUGACUGAAUUUACAAACAUCAGAAGUUUGAAGUUCAGAAAAGAUACCUGUAGAUAACUGUAAAUAUCACUAUGUAAUUAUGUGUGUGAGUGCAGAAGUAGGUGGGUGCUGGCUCUGCAUUUGUGUGCACACGUGUGGCCCUCUGCCUGCCUUCUUUCUGUGAUCAUCAUCAUGACACCUCCAAUCACUCACAAAAUUUGUACAUUAAAAAAAAAAAAGCAAUUAAAAUCCACUGAAGCAGCUGAUAAAGAUUGAAAAUACUCAACAGCAAAACUUAAUUUGAACCAGUCAGAUAAAUCCAUUAUUCUGCUAAUUGAGGAUGGAUCCCCAUUGAGGAUGUAAAUAUGCUCGUUCACAUCAGUGAUGGAUGGGAAGACUAUUAGCGCUCAUGUUUGUUGAGAUGAAAAUGGGACCAGGAGACAGUUGCUGUAGCUUAGUGUAGCACAAAUAAUGGAAACAAGGGGGAAAUGGCUGAUUAACGUGCUCUGUCAUUUAAUCUGCACAUGUAAAUGCAAACAGCAACGAGGAGGAGGAUCUUAGAGUAGAGCGCUUGCUUCUUCAAAUUGAAAGAAAUCACUUGAGCUGGUUGGGAAUGCCCUGCAGACCCCCAGAAAGGUUCAUGGUAAUCACCAAGGCGAGCAAGAUCUGCACAAUUUUGAGUUGACUGCCACUCGGUCUUGGAUCCAGAUAAGAGGUAGAAAAUGGAUCGGACUGGAUGUAAAGAACAACAUGAUGUUUUCUGAGGGUCUAUGUAUGAUACUACCUUUUUUUGUUGUUGUUGUUUGUUUGUUUUUAUCUCGGGGCAGUGAUUUUUGUCUUGCUGUCAGUGUGAGGAAGUCACUGCACACAGCCAAAGAGUAGUCUCAAAGAGUAGUCUGUCAUAUACCAUUAGAAGGGAUAACUAAAUGGCUGUAGCUGAAAGGCAAACAAACAGACCCAACUGCAGUAGCUAUAAAUAGCUAUAAAAAAUAAAUUAAAAAUGUGGCAUAGCUUGCUCAGUCGCUCUUUUGUCGCUCAUGACAGCUAUGAAGAAAUGUGUUUUUGCUGUCAAGAUAUUCACCGCUGAAAUGAAACUUCCUUCUCAGUGAGUGAAACAGGUGGUUGGAGCUCAGAGCUGUUUUUUCUUACCGUCUGUGGGAAGGCACUUUGAGUGGGAGACGUCAUCUGAUCAUGCUGAUUAGUGGAUUGAUGUCACAGCGUGCUCUGUACUGUACUGAUGAUGAUUGCGAUUGCGAAGACCUAGGUGUGUGUGUGGGGUACGCUUGUGUGUGGCUGUAUACAUGCGGAGUUUGUCUGUGCACUCCAUGAGUGGAGUUUACUUCUGAUCACAGGUCAUAGACUCGUGAUUUUUCUGUUUUUUAAAAAAAGGGCUAUUUACACCUUUUGUGUUUUGUGACUUUUUUUAUUUUACCACUGUUCAAUUAUUAUAAACACACACACUCAUAUACACACACACACGUACACUUGUGUUAAUGAAAUGAAAAAUGGAGAAAAAUAUAUUUUUCCAGUACAACAUGUUCUGUGUGCUCAUACAUGUCAUCCAUCACUUAAGCCUCGAGAUCCUCGUUUAUACUAAUGUGCGCUCACCAGUUGAUCUGAUUAAUACGCAGGAGAAAUUGCCACGAGGAUGUUGCCACAUUGGCUGGUAGGUGGGCUUUUUUUUGCAAAGAAUUACGCCUGCACCAAAUAGCUACUCAAGGCUGUCUCCUUAAAGAGAAAUCUGGGACAGAUCCUAUAAUGAAAACUCACCAUGAGGCUGAUCAGAUUAUGGGACGAUGUGGAACACCUACAUUUGAGAUUAAAGAUUGCCCAUUAUACGCUCAGCUUGCUACAAGCCCAUGCCCCACUUAGUGCUCCACUCAACCCUGAUCCUGUUAUAGUCUCUUACUCUUUUAAGGCCAUGAAUGUAAUGUACAUAUAAAUGUAUAUUUAUAUAGUCAUUUUCAUAUAUUAUUUCAUUGUAUCUUUCAUUUUUCUCAAUGUAUCACCUUAUUUCCAGCUACUACACCACUGAUGUAUGCUCUGUUCAUUUCAAAUCAGUCCAUAUAUGUAUUGAGACUUCGAGCAGCAGUAUGUAUUCUGCCACGAUCGGGUGGGGAUAGAGAUUAAACAAGAAGGUCAAAGCACAAAAUUACAGUGCAGAGGAGAGUAGUGAAAGUUUGGAGUUACAGUCUUUUAUGGAUAUUUUUAUUCAAAUGACUUUCAGAGACAUUAGAAGGUUAGAAAUAAUGAUAUUUAGUUCAAAUUAAAAUUUGCCUUUCAUCAAAGAAUCAUCAAUUUUCACAUUCUCGCAGGCAUUUGACAAUCUAGUGGCCAAUUUGCCUAGAUAAUCUGGAAAUAUGUUACACCCCAUGUUCCUUGAAGCAACCCUCAUAAGUUAGAUUGACUUGAUGGCACUGUUUAGGUGUCAUACAGUCAAAACUGUUCCCGCAGCUGCUCAGCAGGUCUGGGAUCCAGUGGUUUUGCUGGACUCUGCAUCGUAGACAGAACACCCGCUGACUGCCUCUAUUCGCAAUGAAGUGAUUGCCUGCCUUGCCCAGAAAAUCCUCACAUUUCUUUCAGCAUCCAUGAAAGAUGGCAUCAAGGGCUCCCACAGCAUCUUUCUACUUGUUCUGCAUCUUCUAAAUCUUCUUUUUCACCAAGACACCUGAACUAUAAUGCUCUGAUAUAGGUCAUUGUGUCUUAGUGGUGCGUUCAUAUCUAUUUAUCUUUUAACAUUGGCACAAAAUGUUUUGUCAUUCUUUUAAAGUUCUCAGUAGAAAUGCAAAGUAGUGUAAAACAGAAAAAAAUUAAACCACCUCAGAAUUUUGCUUUUGAGGUUUGAGCAACAGAAGGGGAAAAAAACCUAACUGUUCCAUAUUUAUCUAAACACCUCCAGCAGGAACUCAGACGUCCAUCAGAGCAGCCAUCCUUUUCGAUGAUAAGUGGAGCCAUGUCUGUCUGACAUCUGUCACACAUCUUAGAAGUGAGUAAAGACCCUUCCAGAAUAACUAAUCUUUGCUAAGCUGUCAUUUGAGUGAUACCAGCAGGAGACUAAGUGGCUCACAGCUCAAGUGGUGGUCUAGGGGUCUCAGCUUGAGCAGCUGUGUAGGUGUUUGAUGGAAGGCGAUGGCAGUUUAUCACCUCCCGGAGCGGGAAAAGGGCAAAAUGCAUCCAACAAAAUAAACGUGUGUACUUUGAACAUUAGGGCCAUUAAGCCAUUUCACUCAUCCUGGUCUUGUUGCCACGUUGUCAAACACUUGAGAACUAAAAGACGUUCUUGUAUUAGGGCUUGACUGGAAAUGGUCAACGUGGGUGGGGGUUAGGUGAGGAAUGCACCCUUAUGACAGAGAGAAAGUGCAACACAUAGUGACAGUGAAAGAGUACAGCUGUCGUCCAUAUAACGGAGAAAGCAAGCUGAUGGCUCCAAGGUGUUCUUUGUACAUGUGAAACAGCAGAUAAUCGUGGUUACGAGAGUGAGACAUAGAAAGGGCGGAGAGAGUAGGGUCUGUUCAGUGACAAAAUCCAAAGCUAGAGGAUCACACCGCAGGUGGACCAUGUUUGGAGAAGUCCCAGCCAUUCUCAGCAGGUCAGCCAAAGGUUUUCCUGCAAGAAUUUUAGUGUCCCGGUCCCAAACCUGCCACUGUAUGUAAACAGAGUGACACGGCACCGUUUACUGUCGCUCCUAUGCUUUUAUUUCAUCUCAUUCUCAUGCCGUGCAAACGCAAUUCAUAGUUUCUCACUGUUUUCAAGCAUUUUAGCAUUUUAUCAGUGAUUUCAAAUGCAUUUAUACAUACCUUGAUGUCCAUGACCAAAAUAAACAUAGUCUCUCUCUAUAUUGUAAUAGUCAUCAUAUCGUGUUGUGCCGUCAGAGCUAGCUGGGCUCCUGUCCAUACGGCUUAUGUCAAAGGGCUACAUUCCUUUUUUAAGGAGUACAUGUGACACGCAACGUUUAUCAGAGACAACUUUAAAUUUGAGGUUUCUCUGGCUUCACUCUUGGGGCCGUUGCUGAGAAUAAUCUCAACAGUCUUGUGCAACCAAGCAGAUACGAAGACGCAGCAGCUUGUGCAUGCUGUGAGAUUUUAUUCAGAGACUGAAAGUUUAUAUCGCCGGAUUGUACAGAGCAAUUUGAAGUGCCUUAUCCAGAAUGACAUAAACAAAUUGCUCUUUUAUCCUAAAAUCCCUGUUGCUUCUUCAGAGUGUCUGGCCUGAAAGUUGUGGAUCGUGCUGCUGUGUGAUGCACGUUAAAGAGCGUGUUUGUCAGCCUUCCUGAUUUUAUUUAUUUAUUGAUAUUAUUUUGCCAGCUCUGGGCUACCAUCACUAUAAGUUUUAGGUUAACAGGAGUCCCCUGUUUCGACUGAACGAGCUAAAGAAUUGAAAUGAUGUAAAAAUUUCCACAGCUAAAUCAGUUUGCAGGCACAGUGGGCUUUUUUAGUGGACUGCCAAUCCUUUAUGUAUGUAUUCUAAAUUGUCUUCAAAGGCAUUGUACUUUUACAUGCAAAACCUAUGUGUGUGUCUUUACGUUGAGAUCAGGGGUCAUCAUUCAUUCGUGUGUGUCUGUGUGUGUGUGUGCAUGCAACUUGCUGUGUGGUGGUUUAUUUUUUUUCUAACUGGCAUCCUCAGCAUGAACUCAUCAGACUGGAUAAAAUAUCAUAACGCACAUCAGGACAGAUUCAGUCAGAGUGAUUACCUAUUUCUUUGUCAUCACUUCUUUCUCUUUCAACAGCAAAAAGCUUCCAAAGACUCACUGAGACACAGAAUUCCAUGGAAGAGACAUGAUAUACAUACAUUUUCUAUCACAUUUUGUAAAUCUGAACCUUUUAUCAUUGUACAAAGUACAAAUGUAGUAUUACAAAUUAGAAUUUGACCAGUGUACAGCCAGGGUUUUUGGUUUUUUGGGGUUAAAAAAUGAUUAAUAAAAAAUCUAUAAAGAUGUGAGUAUUAUAAACUGUGUUUCUAAGAUUAUAUAAGUGCAAAGGUAGAAGGUAUAAAUAUGUGCAUUUCUGGAGUGCGUCAUUUGAAGAAAUGGAUUCUUGCCUUGGGAACUGAGUGACUGAAUCCAAACUUUUACACAAUGGAAAAACGUUCCAGGGGAUUUGAAGAAUGACUUGUGCAGCCAGAAAGAGGAA